This is a messenger RNA of Helicoverpa armigera (cotton bollworm), 2630 nucleotides long. Its product is annotated as smad nuclear interacting protein 1. Gene Ontology annotation, biological process: miRNA processing. The coding region runs from base 125 to 2092 and encodes 655 amino acids. Gene Ontology annotation, cellular component: nucleus. NCBI's taxonomy places the organism in Eukaryota, Metazoa, Arthropoda, Insecta, Lepidoptera, Noctuidae. The transcript is spliced from 12 exons. Gene Ontology annotation, molecular function: mRNA binding; protein binding. The record is from RefSeq and is a predicted model, not a curated record.
UCUUUUAUUGUUUAUGGUAUUUUGUAGUGGUGGAUAGCUUGCUUGUGUAGUGUUUCUGUUUUGUGUAUUUUGUAAUUGCAAUCCAUCUAUUUUGCUGCAAUAAACAUUCAACACAAUAUAAAAAAUGAAAUCUAAAAAGCGCCAUCAUACUUCCUCGGAAGAUUCUGAAGAAUCCGAGCCAAGUGGGAACAGCAGUUCUUCUGCCAGUGAUAGUGAGGAAUCUUCGUUAUCGGAACAUCGCUACAACAAAAAAAAAAGGAAACGUGCUGAUUCUUCAGAUUCGGAAAGCGAUUCUGAUGAGCAAAAACGUUCGAAGAAACGCAAACAUAAGAAAAAGAAGAAGAAGCACAGCAAAAAGAAGAGGCGUUCUGAUUCCGCGGUAGACAGUGGCUCAGGUGCUGAAGAUGUGUCUUCAGUCAGCGAGGGGGAAAUAUCAUCGAAGAAAAAGCGUAAACAUAAGCAUAAGCACAAGCGCCAACGGAGCACUUCAGUUAGUGAGAAAGAUGAGGAGCACAUUCAACGUCGCCUGCACAGUGUUGUAAAAGAGCGCCGUGGAUCUUCAGAAGAACCAAAUCAACCAAUAAGAACAUAUUACAAUCAAAAGGAAUAUCAAAGAUCAGUUUCUCCUGAAGAAUAUGAAAGGCAACGAGAAGUCCAGCGCUUUUAUCGAGGGUCCAGCAAGGAAAGGAGGCAGCAGUAUCAUGAGCAAUAUCAACAAUAUGACAGAGAACAUAAUGAAAGAUAUACACAAUAUCGGCAAGAGAAAUUUGAUAGAAAUAGAGAGAAAUUUGGCCAAAAUUCUCAAUAUAUUGAUCCUAAUGAAGAACUUAAUAGACGCCAGAGGGACUAUGAGUAUAAAAGGCAUCAGAGGUAUGAUGAGCACCGAUCUCCAAGGGAAGAUUUCUCUAGGAGGCCGAGGGAGCCAGAAGAGCGCUAUCACCAAAGAGAUGAUGCUAGAGGUCCCAACCGUUACAAUCAGUAUGAGGAGCGUGGAGGACCCAAGAGGCGAGAGUACGAUGAGAGGAGAGAUUACCGCGAUAGACGUGGUCCACCAGACAACGAUCGCUUCCGUGACAGAGAGUACCCUGACAGAAAGGAGAGGUACCAUGAAGAAGGCUUCUCAUCUGAAAGGCCGCGUGAAGUUCGGCGAGAGAAGCCCAUGAACUCAGCUGGUAGGCCGGAGAAGCCGCCUGCGCCACAACACAGAGAACGGUCAAGAUCCAGAAGUCCAGAAGACCGCUACAAGGAGCGGAGUCGCCGCCCCGAGAGACCAGAGGGCAGGGAGGAGCGUUACCGCGACGGACGCGGCGACGAGAGGAGGGAACGACCGCCCAGAACUGAAGAUGAACGACCGCCCAGAAAUGCGGAACGCGAGCGGAAACCUGUUGUCAAGACUGAAUCUAGGUCGCGAGAUCGGAAGACUAGGUUUGCAGAUGCAGACGAAAAUAAAGAAUAUGAUUGGGGUAAAGCAGACGUUAAGAAAGAAGAUGGAAAGACUCCGGCUGAUAAAGAGAAACCCAACUUUGGUCUGUCGGGUAAACUGACGGCUGAUGCUAACACAGUCAAUGGGGUCGUCAUUAAGUAUACUGAGCCUGAAGAUGCUAAACAACCUAAAAGAAGAUGGAGAUUCUAUCCCUUCAAAGGCGACAAAGCGUUGCCGAUCCUGUACAUUCACCGUCAAUCAGCUUUCCUGAUCGGUCGUGACAAGAAGGUUGUGGACAUCGCGCUCGAACACCCGUCUAUAAGCAAACAGCACGCGGCCUUGCAGUACCGAGCUACGCCUUUCAAUAGACCUGAUGGCUCCCAGGGACGGAGGGUCAGGCCGUAUGUUAUAGAUCUAGAAUCAGCGAAUGGUACGUUCGUGAACAACAAGAAGAUCGAGCCUCGUCGCUACGUCGAGUUGCUGGAGCGUGACGUGGUCAAAUUCGGCUUCUCCCAGCGCGAGUACGUACUCCUACACGAGAACAGUAAGGACGACGCGCAAGACGACGACAACCAGGAGCCGCCAGCACUCGGCGCUAACGUCACCACCACCGAGCAGUUGAAGCACGAGAAACGCGUCAAACAAGAAAUCGCUGAAGACGGGGAAUAAUUCCCACGUCAAAUUACCCCAAAACAACUUUUAGUUAAGAAAGGUAUAUUUUAUUUUUAUUCUUAGUUUUCGAUUGCGGAAUAGCCGCGCGAAAUGUUUUUUUUUCUUUCCAGGGAUUCUGAAGUGCUAUCGUAUCUUCAGACUUCUUUACUACCUCGAUUCGUUUUCCACAAAGCAAUAAGCUUUGGAAAUCAUGUCAUAAGGCGUGCGAAUAGACUAAACUGAAAUAAACCUUAUUGAGGUUGUUUGUUCCGUGUUCAUGGAAUAUUUUCAUAUUAUGUAAUUAGAUAAACUUCCUUAUGUCUAACAAGACAUCUAUUAUGUGUUAUGUUGCGUGGUAUAGACUGGGCUUAUGUACGAUGGCGAAAUUGCAAAUAAAAAGUGGGAUAAUAUGUUCUGAAAUCUUAAUAUUGUGUCUUUCUUAUAUCGGGUGUGUCGUUCACAAUCACAUUAAAUCAUAUCGCAUAUACUUUAUGAUAUUCUAUGGCGAAUUGUAAAAAAAAUAACCUAAUCCAUUCAGUGCUUUAACCACAGGAGU